Molecule: messenger RNA, 2365 nt
Organism: Benincasa hispida (wax gourd)
Lineage: Eukaryota; Viridiplantae; Streptophyta; Magnoliopsida; Cucurbitales; Cucurbitaceae
Product: KH domain-containing protein
Molecular function (GO): RNA binding
Source: RefSeq, a predicted model, not a curated record
CAGUGGUCAUUUAUCAAAAGGAAACCCAUCCUCUUUUUCGCCUCCAGUUUUCUCUUCUUUAGGGUUUCUCUCUCAGACGCUUAACAAUGGCUGACGAAGCGCAGUAUUCAUCUGGUAGUACUGAUACAGUUUCCAACAAGCGCAAGUACGACGACCAACCUCCACCCAUGGUCACUCGACGCCCGACUGGCUUUUCCGGCCCCAUCACUUCCCCUUCUGCUGAUUCGGCACAUCCUCCGCCUCCUUCCUACAACAACGUCCCGCCACCUAUGGAUGAGAUCCAGAUCGCCAAGCAGCGUGCUCAGGAGAUUGCCUCUCGGUUGAUUAUCUCCAGCGGUGGCGUCGGGGCCGGUGCUGGACCUGGCGUUGGAGCCGAUGUCAAACGUCCGAGGGUCGAGAACGGCGGCGGGUUUGAUUCAUACGACAAGGGUUUUAGUUCUGGUCCAGAGCUGAAGCCUCACAUGUCAAGUUCAGCCCCUUCAGCAAUACCUGUUUCCUAUGGUUUCCAAGGGUCAAGCAAGAAAAUUGAAAUUCCAAAUGGGAGAGUUGGCGUAAUUAUUGGUAAAGGUGGUGAGACCAUCAAGUACCUUCAGCUCCAGUCUGGGGCAAAAAUACAAGUUACUCGUGACAUGGACGCAGAUCCCAAUUCUACUACCCGGAUGGUUGAGCUAAUGGGUACCCCUGAUCAAAUUGCUAAGGCCGAGCAGCUGAUAAAUGAUGUUCUUUCUGAGGCUGAAUCUGGAGGUUCUGGCAUAGUAUCACGAAGAUUAACAGGCCCUUCAGGAUCUGAGCAGUUUGUUAUGAAAAUUCCCAAUAAUAAGGUUGGCUUGGUUAUUGGUAAAGGUGGUGAAACAAUCAAAAGUAUGCAAGCUAGGACUGGAGCACGUAUUCAGGUGAUACCAUUGCACUUACCCCCUGGGGAUACAUCUACGGAAAGAACCUUACAGAUUGAUGGUUCAAGCGAGCAGAUCGAGUCAGCAAAACAGUUGGUUAAUGAAGUUAUCAGCGAGAAUCGUGCAAGAAAUUCAGGUAUGUCAGGAGGGUAUAAUCAGCAAGGUUAUCAAGCUCGACCCCCUUCAAGUUGGGGUCCUCCUGGGGCUCCACCAAUGCAGCAGCCUAGUUAUGGCUAUGGACAGCAAGGCGGAUACUCUGCUCCUUCGUCUCAGUAUAACAUGCCACAACCUCCUUAUCAGGGUUAUUCCCAACCAGCAUCUGGUGGAUAUGCUUCCAAUUGGGACCAGUCUACCGUUCCCCCAAAUCAACCUGCUACUCAGGGAAGUGGUUAUGAUUACUACAGUCAACAGCCUCCGCAGCAACAGCAGACACCUGGAGGUCCUGGUGCUACCGGAGACAACAGUGGUGGUUACAGUUAUGGUCAACCACAAGCCUCUACUUAUAAUCAACAGGGUUACUCUCAAGAUGGCUAUGGUGGUAAUUACCAUGCACCUCAGUCUGGUUACGGCCAGCCGCCUACAUAUGAUCAGCAAGGUUAUGGUUCUACUGCAAACUAUGGUAAUGUGGCUAAUGCAGGCCAAGAUGGGCUCAAUUCAUAUGGGUCUCAAGGGGAGUCAUCACAGACGGUCCCUCCUGCUGCACAAUCCUCUUCAGUGAGCCAGCAAGGUUAUAGUGCAAAUCAACAGCCUAGCCCUAACCCAGGGAGUUACCCUCCACCAAGUCAGUCGGGGUACGGCAUGACUGCACCUUCCCAAACUGGCUAUGGAAAUCAACCAGCUGCUCAGACUGCAUAUGGGGCUGCUGCUUAUGGAGCUCCUCAGACUCAGAAACAGCCUGCAAAUCCUCCUGCCUAUGGUCAGAGCACUCAGUCACCAAGCACACCCAGUGGCUAUGGGCAACCUGGUGCAUUGCCGUCUGGAUAUUCAAGCUCUCAGCCUCCUGCAUCUGGGUACGCUCAAUCAGAUUCUGCUUCUCAACGUGCUCCACCAACCAGUUAUGGUACUGCAGCUCAGCCGGGGUUUGCGCCACCACCUUAUGGUGUUCCUCCAACAAAUCAGCCAGCUUAUGGGCAGGCUCCACCACCUUAUAGCUCCUCUUAUGGUGCUGCUUACCCUCAGCCUCAAUAUUCAUCUGAAGGUAAUGCAGGUGGCGCUACUCGUGGGGGCUAUGAUUCUGCAUCGGCUGCUCAGACAGCGCCGCAAAGUGGUGUUGCAAAGGCAUCACCAAAAAGUUGAUCAAUGUAUGUGUUUGUUUAGGUGUGUAUGUUGCAGAGAACGGUUAACUUUGUUCCUAUGGUUAGAUUUUAUUAGGCCAGGUAGUGUUACGAGACCUCAUUAAUGCCUGAAUUCUUUACUGUAUUUGGUUUUGGUAUGGUUAAAACGGUUCUGAAGUUUUUCUUACUCUUGCACAA